AUGGCCUCCUCGCCUGCAGGUCGUCGGCUCUGGAGCACGUGCGCUGGGUGUCAUACACAUCAGUGGAACGACGUACUGCUUCAAGAGGGCGGCGCAUGCAGGAAGUGCGGGAGGCCUGUGAAACUGUUCAAGCCCAAGGGCCAGGACGUCAGCCAGCAGCAGCAGCAGGCGGUCGCCCUUGUCCAACCUGGGCCUAAGCACAAGGGCAAGAGCAAGCAGCAGGGAGGUGCAGGAGGCACUCCAGAGGGCGCCCUCGACCUGCUGAGCCAGACCAUUGCGGCCACCACAGACCCGACGGUCAAGCGCGUCCUGGAGAGCCAGCAGGCGAUUCUCGCCGCGCAGAAGCCCGUGGAGUCGGUCGUGUCUGCCGACGAGGCCGUGAGGAAGGCCUCAGGCGCGUGGAAGGACGCCGAGGCCAAGCACGCCCAGUCCGUGGACCAGGUGCUGCGGUGCAGGGCUGCCUUAGUCAAGGCUGAGACGCGCGAGGCGGAGUGCGCUCGCACUCUGGCUCAGGCGGAGUUCAACAAGCAGAUCGCCAUCAAGGCCCUCGCCAACGCCUCAGGCUUGCAGGUGCAGGCGACGGGCGACGGCAAGGCCCCUGACAAGGCCGCCGAGGGCGAUUGCUUUCGCGUGGAGGUUGAUGAGACCUUCUUCGCGUCCAUCCAGGACUUAGAGUGCGAGGAAGGGGAGCGUAAGGAGCUCGCGGAGCUGGAGAAGCAGUUGCGCGACAUGCAGACGGCCAUGGCCACGAGGUCGUCCGAGGUGAAGGCUUGGGUCGAGCGGACCAAGGCCAUGAAGGCGGCCAUUCAGGAGCGGUUGCAGAAGAAGCGGAAGGUAGAGGCUGGAGGAGUCGCUGGAGGCGCUGAGGGCGGUGGCACCGCUGGCGCUGGCACGGCGACGGGCCCCGAGGCCGCGGCCCCUGAGGGCACGUCAGCGCCCCCGCCAGCCGGGCCCGGCGCGGGCUCGGGCAGCAGCGGCAGUCUCUCGGAAGAGGCCUUGGCAGCGAGGGCCAAGCAGAUCAGUGAGGCCAGGCUCGCAGGUGCUGACGCAGCGAGGCAGCGCGUCAGCCGAUGGCACUGCGAGCUCGGCUGCUACAUCGGCAUCCUCAGCAUCUACAGCAUUUUCGGCAACUUCAGCGACAGCAGCAUCAUCGGCGACUGGUCAGUCCACGAGCGCGAGUACAUGUACAUCGCAGGGGUGUGGCACAGUGUCGGAUGUUGUUAUUUUUUCAGAUGA
This is a messenger RNA of Prorocentrum cordatum, 1236 nucleotides long. Lineage: Eukaryota; Dinophyceae; Prorocentrales; Prorocentraceae. The record is from the annotation of a GenBank genome assembly.